Ustilago hordei is the source of this 1986-nucleotide messenger RNA. RefSeq lists its product as uncharacterized. The record is from RefSeq and is a predicted model, not a curated record. The coding region runs from base 1 to 1986 and encodes 661 amino acids. Lineage: Eukaryota; Fungi; Basidiomycota; Ustilaginomycetes; Ustilaginales; Ustilaginaceae. The transcript has a single exon.
AUGGCGCAACUAAUCCCAGGAGAUGCCUCAAUCCUAAUCAGCCGUCUCCUCAUCCUUUUCGUCUGGGGAGUCACUCCAUUCAGCUGGUUUGUCGUUCUUACCCGUAUCACCGCACUCUACAUCCGACGCACUUACCCUUCGGUCUCAAUAGACGCUAGACUCUUCAAGCUUAUCACCACCCACACCCCGCGCUGUAUCUCCAAACGACUCUCCCACAUCCUCUCCUCGUCUCGAUGGCGUCUAGUCGGAAACCUAGUUUAUGCAUACUUCUGCAUCGAAGCGCUGUUCUCCAUCUACUACUUUUAUCUUUGUCGUCGGAUCCAACGUCCAGCACCAUGCCCUCUGUAUGGUAGACGCUUUUUGAGACGGGUUUUUGCUCAAGCUCUACAAGCCGGGCUCACAUCCCCCUCCUCCACGGACGGGGUGGGGAAGGGAUAUGCUUCAGCUGUGUCCUCUUCCCUCCCAUCCUCCCAAGGUUCCGAGCUAGUAAAACGAUCCAAUGCAAUGGAACUUGAUGAAAAGUCAGCAGAGUCAGACGUAAGACAAAGACUGGGCAGACUAAGAGCAGCCUCAUGGGUGCCACAAUUCGUCACCACACCCAUCAACGCCGACGAUCCAAGGGCGAAAAAGUUUCAGGAAGAUCAAGCAAAGUGGUUUUUCGGUGUUCCUCCCGAGGAAAUAUGUAGGAGAGAUGUUAUGCAUUGGUUGGCUUGGAGUCUUUUUGCGGCCGAGUUGGAGGAUUUGGAGGCGGAGAGAGAUCAUAGUCUUCUCCAUUCGAAUGGUGGUAAUGGGGGAUGGGGAUUGGAAAGCACGACUGCAUCGACGUCUACAUCUCCAAUGCCGCCUUCUGAAGCAACGUUUGGCGGGCCUCCACCUGCGUUCUCCACACAAGGAAGAGGGGGGAGGGAUGUUGGUGCGAAGGAGGGAGAAUGGGAUCCAGCUACGGGAGAUCGACUGCGAUUUCUAGAAUACUGUCUUGAGCUGUUGGAGACUAGACAGGGGAGAAGUUUUCCCGAGCAUCCACCUUGGCAACCUUCAGCGCAGGGAAAGAAGACGUUGUUGCAGCCAGCCAAGGCGGGACCGAGGAUAAGAAUGAUGCGUCUUACCAUCGAUCCCGUUAGAACAGCUUCUCGGCCCCUUGUAUGCUAUUUUGUCACGAACACUCUUUCCGCUCUUACCAUUCGACGGGCGAUUAGAGGUGGGUUUGAAUAUCAUACUCAAGGUCGUUUGCCAUACCUCUACCGACCAGCGCCCAAAACCGCCAGUACUACCUCUGCCGAUAAAACCCCUCUCAUCAUAUUGCACGGUUUAGGAAUAGGUCUAGCACAAUACUCAUCUCUCCUGACCUCCCUCCUCCGUACGGCGUCCCUUUCAUCGCGCCCUUUGCUCAUAUUGCUUCAACCGAACAUCUCGCAAUCAAUCCUCUCCCCAUCAUUCCUCCACCCAUUUGGUCACCACGAAACGACCUCCGCCUUUCGCCACAUCCUCGCCCGCCACAAUUUGACCUCGAUCGACAUCCUCUCGCAUUCCUACGGCUCACUCGUUCAUUCCUGGCUAAUCAAGUCCCUCGGUCCCGUCGUACGAAGAAGCUGCUUCGUAGACCCAGUAUGUUUCCAACUGUGGGUACCUUUCGUUUGUUCGAAUUUCAUCUACAAACGUGCCUCAACCCCGAUAGAGCUACUUAUGCGAUACUUUGUAGCAAGGGAGGUGGGGACUGCGAAUACGCUUUGUAGGUAUUUCGAUUGGAGUAGUAACAUUCUCUGGCCGAACGAGAUAGAGGGAUUGCAAGAUGGGAAGAGAGUUAGGUUCUAUCUGGCGGAGGAGGAUGCGAUUUUAAGCGCCAAGGAUACACUGGAGUAUUUGGUCGAAUCAGGCUGUCCGAAAGAGAAUAUUUAUUAUGGAAGGGAAAAGGCUCAUGGGGAGAUGCUAAUGCAUGGCGGGAGCGAGUUUGAUGAUAUUGUGACUUGGCUGGCGAUGAAGAUCUAA